CAUGGCACACGAAUUGGAUAUAAUUGGGCUUCUUUUUUUGGAUUCAUUUUGUUUGAUGUGUUUGACCCAUUAAGACUGAGACAUGAACCGUAAAUCCUUUCUUCAUCGUUUUUUUAAAAAGAGUUGGCGAAGGAGGAGAGGAGGAUCAAAGGAAUGAAAGACCAGCCGUCUCCGGCUAUCUCUUCAUCUCCCACUCACUAUCUCUCUAUAUCCCCCUUCUCUUUGUUAAAAUUCAGCUCUUUGUCAUGCUCUAUCUAUGGAUCUCCUCUCUUCACUCUUUACAUAAAAAUUUCACGGGGUUCACGAAAUCUGAGAUUAUCUUCCCUAAAAUCUUCUAUCCAUCUGCCCUUGGUGCAACUUCCACCCAACCUGAUGCUCACCACGCCACUAUUGAUGAUCUCCUCCUUGGCUGGGCCUCUUAAUUAGGAUCUCUUAGAUGAUCUGAUCAUUGUUGAGGCAAAUCUUAGUGAUAAUUAGAAUGGCUAUUAGUUACAGAAAGUGAUACAAACAUCAUCUUUCUGUAAGAUAAUAUGAAAUUAUGUGACUAUUUUCGGUUGAAAUCUGAGUAAGGAUGGUAUGUUUUUGAGUAAAACUACAUUUAAAUGGCGAAUUGGAGAUCUAACUUACUUGUCAUGGAACAGAAUACGCGGAGGAGGUCGGUGGACAAAGGCUCUGUAUUUCAUCUGCAUUAGGACUCAGGAGGCUGGUGAUGAUGCUGAGGCUAUGGAGGAGGAUGAGAUGGUUGUGAAUGAGCCUGAGGUUGAGAAGAAACGAGAACAGAAGCCUGGACCAGCGCCAGAGUAUGAUGAGUGCGAUGUGAGAUGCCUAAUGAAAGCUGCUCCACCUAAAGAAGAGCCUCAAGCUUACAUUGAUUGCAGGGGGAAUCUGCAAAUUUGGCGUGUGAAUGGUCAGGAAAAGAUUCUUCUUCAAGCUGCUGAUCAUUCGAAGUUCUACAGAGGAGAUUGCUAUGUUUUCCAGUAUUCUUAUCCCGAAGAAGAGAAAGAAGAAAUUCUUACAGGAACUUGGUUCGGCAAGCAAAGUGUGGAGGAAGAAAGAGCUUCUGCAGUCUCUAUGGCGAGUAAAAUGGCUGAGUCAAUGAAAUUUGUGCCAGCCCAAGCUCGCAUCUAUGAAGGAAAAGAACCUCUUCAGUUCUUUGUGAUUAUGCAAAGCUUUAUAGUUUUCAAGGAACCAUUCAAUAGUGAUAACCAUUUGAUUAACAUCAGCAUGUUGCUUCAUCAUUGA
Messenger RNA from Eruca vesicaria subsp. sativa (arugula), 1242 nucleotides. NCBI's taxonomy places the organism in Eukaryota, Viridiplantae, Streptophyta, Magnoliopsida, Brassicales, Brassicaceae. The record is from the annotation of a GenBank genome assembly.